CAUUACAUACACACAACGCAGACCAAAACCACAUGAUGCUGCCGCCACACAACAGCAGCAGUAGCCGUACAACAGUACGGCUGGAUACACAUCUCGUGUAACAACAAAGUAGAGUGGAUUUUCUGGCACAAUGAAACCGUUAGAUUGGAACACACUGCUUGGGGUAUAUCUGCUUUCAUUUUAUCUAACUUUCUGUCAGUGUAUAGACUUUACCUACUAUGUGAAAGAAGAUAGAAACCCAGGUGUAUAUUUGGGUGAUAUCACCAGAGACACACAUAUUGAUGAAUUACUGAUCACAGACAGAAAUCUAAUACGGUUCAAGCAGCUACAAAAAGACACAAAGAAUGGAGAGCUGUUCAAUGUUUCUAAAACUGGUAAACUUUAUACAGCUCAGCGAUUGAAUGCUGAGGCUCUUUGUAAAUAUAACACUGAGUGCUUCAGAAUAGUAGACAUUGCUGUACAAAAAAAGGAAUCUUUUCUAAAAAUAUUAGAAAUCAAAGUGAUUAUAGAAGAUGUUAAUGACCAUCAACCUGAAUUCCCAACAAAAGAAAUUGAGCUUCAGUUUGAUGAAACCGAUGGGAAAGGUACAAGAAGAUCAAUACCCAAUGCUAUUGACAAAGAUAUUGGUAUAUUGAAUUCGCAGAUUAGUUAUGAAUUGGUGAAAAAUACUUAUGAUCCAUUUUCACUCGCAGUUUCCAAGAGAGUUGAUGGUUCUUACUCACUAGGAAUUACAUUAGAAACAACACUAGACAGAGAAGUAAAAGAAAUUUACAUGUUACAAGUUAUUGCAAAGGAUGGAGGAUAUCCACCAGAGCAAGGAGUGUUAAACAUAAAGAUAUCAGUUUCGGAUGUUAAUGAUAAUUCUCCAGUAUUCUCACAGAAUGUCUAUAACGUUACAGUGAAUAACAGACAAAGAAACACGCCAAUCAUUACUCUCUCAGCAACUGAUUUAGAUUCAGGUAGAAAUGGAAACAUUUCUUACUAUUUCAGUUCUAAAACAACUGAUGAUGCUAAACAAAAUUUCAUACUGAAUGAAUUGACUGGGGAAAUACUUCUGCCAGAAAAGUUCAAAUCGGGUGAAGUAAACAAAUACAAACUAUUUAUUGAAGCUCAAGAUGGAGGGAACCCUCCACUGAGUUCCAUUGCCACUGUGCUUGUAAAUAUGGUGAACAGCCAUAACGAUGCACCCAUCAUUGAUGUAAACUUUGUUUCAAAAUCCAAUGGUAACAUAGCAUCUAUAUCAGAAGGAAUAGAAGUUGGCAGUUUCAUUGCCUAUGUUAAAGUCACUGAUAACGACAAUGGAGAAAAUGGUAAUGUAGAUUGUGUUGUUGACCACGAACAUUUUCAACUCCAGAAGCUUGGUGAAAAGAAAUAUAAAGUUAUAAUAAAGAAAGUGGUUGACCGAGAAGUAGAAAGUAACAUAAAUUUGGUAAUAAGUUGCCACGACAAAGGAAUCCCUUCACUUAAAUCUGAAAGGAAAUUUUCAAUUCAGGUAACAGAUAUCAAUGAUGUACAGCCACACUUUGCUAAAACUAUGUUCAAGUUUUUGACUUAUGAAAAUGAAAAUCCAUUCUUUCCAAUCGGAUUAAUCAAUGCUACAGAUCCUGAUUUGGGACCUGGAGGUGAACUAACAUAUUAUCUUUUAAGUAACAACAGAUAUAAUUUUCCAUUUAAGAUUUCUAAAUUUGGUUUUAUUUCAACUACACAGUCACUGGAUCAUGAACAACAAGAAAUCUAUAAAUUCAAAGUUUUAGUUCAAGACAAUGGGAUACCAUCUCUUAACAACACAGCAAAUGUAGUUGUUGAAGUUAUGGAUGAAAAUGACAAUGCUCCCUAUUUUACAUUUCCCAGUGUUAACCCUUUCAAUCUAGAUGUCCACUACCAUCCAAAGAGUAAGAGUGACAUCACAACAUUAAGAGCUUCUGAUAGAGACAGUCAUGUAAAUUCCUUCCUCAGAUACGAAAUAAUUAAAGGUAAUAAUAAACAAAUGUUCACUGUUAAUCCUUACAGUGGAGUGUUGUCAUAUUCUCGUGCCAUCUAUCAAAAUGAUGCUGGAUUAUAUGAACUACAUAUAGCUGUCAAAGACAGCGGUACACCUGUUCUCACAGCUACAACUACAUUAUUUUUGACUCUAACAGUCAGCAACAAGACUUUGAAAAUGUUUACAGCUGUAGACGCACAGUACGAUGAUAAAAUACACAUCAACUUAUUUAUCAUCAUUGUCAUUGUAGCAAUGACUGCUUCUGUAAUCCUAGUGGUAUCUAUCACUAUAUGCAUCGUCAGAAAAAAUAACAGGAGAAAUUCACAACAAAGAGGUGAAUUAAGACCUUCCAAUGUAUUUUUAGAUGAAAAUAGACAAUUAGAAUAUUUGUGUGAACAAGCAGCACUUCAAUAUGAUUCGCCAUCUGCUAUGGCAGUGAGACUUCCUCCUGAACAUAGCAAAGAAUUUCAGAAGGCAAAACCAAGUCGAGAAGAUAACUUUAAACAUGAACUAACAUGUGAAAGGAAACCUUCAGAAUCACCAAGCCAUUAUCCCGAUAACAUAGACAGAUCUAUUCAGGUUCAGCCUCCUACGAGCCCACUUUACACUCAAGUACAGGUAAGACAUCAUUACAAAAAAUAACUGACGGCACCAAUAAAUAGUAACAAAACUCUCUACCAAUUCCUGACAGAAACAUCAAUUCCAGAAGUGUCACAAGUUGAAUAACAGAUGCAAUUUAUUGUAACCAUUCCAUAUGUUCUGCUUAACUCCUGGAACUCCUGAUUAUGAAGAAUUGUCAAAUUCUUUGCUCAAGACCAUUUUCUGUUCUAUGUGAGAAAGAAUGAAAAAAAAAAUUAAUAUACAAAACCCCCCCACUUGGCUGUGGAACUCUAAUAUAUCAAACAAUUUUGAAAUGUUUAUUAAAGAAGUCAAUAAAUGUUAAGUUACAUAUCACGGAAAUUCUCAUAAAACAAAUGCGAUAUUAGCAACCCAACAGUUGACCAAAUACGGUAUUCACAGAUAACUGAGGAAAAAAAAAGGAAAAAAAAAGAUAUUUUUACUAGCUCUCAAAACUAUUCCAAUUUAUUUAAAUUAUUCAUAAUGCCAUAAAUUGUAUCAAAUUUUACCACUUCAUUAAAAUAACUAAACACUUAAAAAAAAAUCAUUAAAAAAAAUAUAUAAUGAAAGAUUCCAAAUAUUAUAUUAAGGGACUCAUUUUGUUCAAAAAAAAGGUGUAUGUAUAUAUGUAAGUAAGUAUAAAUGUAUACAUGUAUGCAUAUAUAUGUAUAUGUGUGCAUAUGCAUGUGUUGCAUGUGCUGUGUGUGUGUGUUUUGUGUGUGUAUGCACAUGUUUGGGUAUAUAUUUCAUGUAUGUGUGUAUAUAUGUUUGUAUGUAUAUGAAUAUAUGAAUAUAUAAAUAUAUAUCUAAAUAUAUGUAUCAGAAUAUGCAUAAAUGCAUACAUAGGUGUAUAUAUAUAUAUAUAUAUACACAUACAAAAGAUGUAUUUAUAUUUCUCACUCUCUCUCUCUCUCUCUCUCCCUUUCUCUCACACACUGACAUAUAUAUAUACAUACAUACAUACAUACAUAUAUAUAUAGACAUAUAUGUGUAUAUAUAUAAAAAUAUAUAAAUAAAAAUAUAUAUGUAUAUGUAUUCAUAUAUAUAUAUAUAUAUAUAUAUAUAUAUUUGUAUGUAUGUGUGUAUGUAUGUACACAUAGAUACACUCAUACACAGACAAAUGUUACUUUCUUCUUGGGAUCUUUAAAAUUCAUUCUAUUCAGUGUGUAUAAAAAGCCCCACCCUCAUAAAAUAUAAUGGGCCUUUCUCCCAGGUGACAAGAUGUCGUACAAAAACUGAAAAAAUUAUAUCUUUAUAAACGUU
This is a messenger RNA of Octopus bimaculoides (California two-spot octopus), 3862 nucleotides long. Its product is annotated as protocadherin beta-15-like. Lineage: Eukaryota; Metazoa; Mollusca; Cephalopoda; Octopoda; Octopodidae. The record is from RefSeq and is a predicted model, not a curated record. Gene Ontology annotation, biological process: homophilic cell-cell adhesion. Gene Ontology annotation, molecular function: calcium ion binding. Gene Ontology annotation, cellular component: plasma membrane.